Messenger RNA from Sciurus carolinensis (gray squirrel), 2003 nucleotides. It is a transcript of the gene Mfsd1, whose product is annotated as major facilitator superfamily domain containing 1. Bases 1 to 1383 code for a protein of 460 amino acids. The record is from RefSeq and is a predicted model, not a curated record. The transcript has 16 exons. Gene Ontology annotation, cellular component: lysosome. NCBI's taxonomy places the organism in Eukaryota, Metazoa, Chordata, Mammalia, Rodentia, Sciuridae. Gene Ontology annotation, biological process: transmembrane transport. Gene Ontology annotation, molecular function: transmembrane transporter activity.
AUGGAGCCUGAGGACGAGGAGGAGCGGGAGCUGCUCCCGGGCGGCCCGGGCGGCGCGGGCAGGUCCCGCCCGCUGCCCGCGCUGUGCGACCCGAGCCGCUUGGCGCACCGGCUGGUGGUGCUGCUGCUCAUGUGCCUGCUGGGCUUCGGUAGCUAUUUCUGCUAUGACAAUCCUGCUGCCCUUCAGACCCAGGUUGAGCGAGAUAUGCAGGUGAAUACCAUGAAGUUCAUGCUGCUGUAUGCCUGGUACUCUUGGCCCAAUGUGGUUUUGUGUUUCUUUGGUGGCUUUUUGAUAGACCGAGUAUUUGGAAUACGAUGGGGCACAAUUAUUUUUAGCUGCUUUGUUUGCGUAGGACAGGUGGUUUUUGCUCUGGGUGCAAUAGUUAAUGCUUUUUGGCUGAUGGAAUUUGGAAGGUUUGUGUUUGGGAUUGGUGGGGAGUCCUUGGCGGUUGCCCAGAACACCUAUGCCGUCAGCUGGUUUAAAGGCAAAGAAUUAAACCUGGUGUUUGGACUGCAGCUCAGCAUGGCCAGAGUGGGAAGUACAGUGAACAUGAACCUCAUGGGGUGGGUGUAUUCUGAGAUUGAAGCUUCGCUGGGUUCUGCCGGUCACACAACCCUGGGGGUCACACUUAUGGUUGGGGGUAUAACCUGUGUCCUUUCACUAAUCUGUGCCUUGGCCCUUGCUUACUUGGAUCACAGAGCAGAGAGAAUCCUUCAUAAAGAACAAGGGAAAACAGGUGAAGUUAUUAAGUUGACUGAUAUAAAGGACUUCUCCUUACCUCUGUGGCUCAUAUUCAUCAUCUGUGUCUGCUACUAUGUUGUGGUGUUCCCUUUCAUUGGACUGGGAAAAGAUUUCUUUAUGGAGAAAUUUGGAUUUUCUUCCCAGGCAGCAAGUGCAGUUAAUAGUGUCGUGUACAUCAUAUCAGCACCCAUGUCCCCGAUAUUUGGGCUCUUGGUGGAUAAGACAGGGAAGAACAUCGUCUGGGUUCUGUGUGCCGUGGCCACCACCCUCGUGUCCCACAUGAUGCUGGCCUUCACCAUGUGGAACCCUUGGAUUGCUAUGUGUCUCCUGGGACUCUCCUAUUCAUUGCUCGCCUGUGCACUGUGGCCAAUGGUGGCAUUUGUGGUUCCUGAACAUCAGCUGGGAACUGCAUAUGGCUUCAUGCAGUCCAUUCAGAACCUGGGGCUGGCCAUCAUCUCCAUUAUCGCUGGCAUGAUCCUGGACACUCGGGGAUAUUUGUUUCUAGAAGUUUUCUUCAUCGCCUGUGUUUCUUUGUCACUUUUAUCUGUGGUCUUACUUUAUUUGGUGAAUCGUGCCCGAGAUGGGAACCUCAAUUAUUCUGCGAGACAAAGGGAAGAAAUGAAACUUUCUCAUACUGAAUGAGAAGCUGCAGUGACUCGUGAGGAUGGACUGCGCACACCGUUCAUUUGGAAACCACAUAUAUUUUUUUAAUUUAGAGUUUAGUUGUUAGGAAAAAUAAUGGAGAGGCAAGUUACGUGUAUGUUCCGGAUCUGCCUGUUCUGAAGUGUGUUUGUGAGCGCUGUCCUAGUCUGCCUUUUGUAUCCUGUGGCUGAAGAAUUCUGUGAAACAGGCUGAGCAACAGUGAGUGGUUCCGGAGCAACCCGGUGGACUUCAGCAGGGACCAUCAAUGAUGGAAAGCACUGGAUCUUGUAUCGAGAUGAUUGUCACUGCGUGUGUCUUAGGAAUGUGGAUUUUGCUUCAUCUCAAAAAAAGAGAAUUCCACAAAAAACAGGAAGCUCUUGCGAGGUGAACGGGCCAUUUUGUACAGAAGGAACCGUGGUGCUCUGCAGGGCGUUGCCUGGGUGGCGGGAGACACUGAGGAGCCGGCUGUGCUCUGCUGCAGUGUGCACUGGGGAGCUGGCCACCUGGGGCUUGUCUUUACAACACAAACUUUCUGUAUGUUUUUUUCUUAUAGACCAGUUAAAAACUAAAACAUUCUAUAAUUUAUGAUAUAUGGAUAAAUAAAAACACUGCAAAAAGAA